Metarhizium brunneum ARSEF 3297 is the source of this 891-nucleotide messenger RNA. It is a transcript of the gene IND1, whose product is annotated as Iron-sulfur protein IND1. Gene Ontology annotation, molecular function: ATP binding; 4 iron, 4 sulfur cluster binding; ATP-dependent FeS chaperone activity. The record is from RefSeq and is a predicted model, not a curated record. Gene Ontology annotation, cellular component: mitochondrion. Gene Ontology annotation, biological process: iron-sulfur cluster assembly; mitochondrial respiratory chain complex I assembly. NCBI's taxonomy places the organism in Eukaryota, Fungi, Ascomycota, Sordariomycetes, Hypocreales, Clavicipitaceae.
AUGCGCCAGACAACAGCACGCCUCCUCCAGUGGUUUCGCCCAUUAUAUCAUGAAAACCCUCUAGGCUUGCCCCGAUCUGGCACGCCGCCAACCUGGGCAAAACGUCCCCAGCGACGCAAGAUCACUGGAGUUGAAAAGGUCAUCGCCGUAUCAUCUGCCAAGGGCGGUGUUGGGAAGAGCACAGUCGCGGCCAACCUAUCCCUGGCUUUUGCCAGAUUGGGGUUCCGAGCAGGCAUUUUAGACACAGAUAUAUUUGGACCGUCGAUUCCAACACUAUUUGACUUGUCCGGAGAGCCAAGAUUAUCAAAAAAUAACCAGCUGGUUCCUCUCACGAAUUAUGGUGUCAAAACCAUGUCAAUGGGUUAUCUAAUUGGCGAGAAUGCGCCGGUUGUCUGGCGAGGACCAAUGGUGAUGAAAGCCAUCCAACAGCUACUUCACGAAGUAGACUGGGGCGGUUUGGACAUUCUGGUUCUCGACCUGCCACCUGGUACUGGUGACACACAGUUAACCAUAACCCAACAAGUCAUUUUAGAUGGGUCUAUAAUCGUCACAACCCCUCAUACCCUGGCAACGAAAGACGCUGUCAAGGGUAUCAACAUGUUCAAGGCAGUGGGUGUGAAUAUUCUAGGUCUGGUCCAGAACAUGUCACUGUUCGUAUGUCCCCAUUGCCAUGGCGAGACGAAUGUGUUUGGGUCGAAUGAAAGAGUCGAGAGGUUGUGCAAAGAUCAUGAGAUAUGCUUCUUGGGCGAUAUUCCUCUACAUCCAAACAUUGGAGACGAUGCUGAGAAAGGGAAGCCUACGGUCGUGGCCGAACCAUCAAGUGAGAGAGCAUCGGCGUUUCUACGGGUUGCCGAUAAAAUCUUGCCAAAAGUUGGCUUGGAGAGGAAUUAG